This is a messenger RNA of Plodia interpunctella (Indianmeal moth), 1337 nucleotides long. It is a transcript of the gene Daao1, whose product is annotated as D-amino acid oxidase 1. Gene Ontology annotation, biological process: D-amino acid catabolic process. The transcript has 2 exons. The coding region runs from base 134 to 1144 and encodes 336 amino acids. The record is from RefSeq and is a predicted model, not a curated record. NCBI's taxonomy places the organism in Eukaryota, Metazoa, Arthropoda, Insecta, Lepidoptera, Pyralidae. Gene Ontology annotation, molecular function: FAD binding; D-amino-acid oxidase activity. Gene Ontology annotation, cellular component: cytoplasm.
ACAGGUUUUACAUGGGAAACCGGAUCGCACGGCGCAUGUGUCAUAAUCGGAAUCAGAACAAAAUCGAUUAGAGAAAUUCGUUUGCUUGUUUUGUGAGAGUAUUUACAGGAUAUUUUUGGAUAUAAAAAGAAAAAUGAACAUAGACGCUCCGAGAAUAGGUGUGAUCGGCGCAGGAGUGGUAGGCCUGACUGUAGCCGAUAUUCUCCAGAAGACUUCCAAGGCCAAUGUCACUGUCAUGGCCGACGGCUUCGGGGAGGACACUGUCAGCGCCGUCGCAGCCGGCAUCUUCCGACCAGGCACCACUUUCAGAGGUCCCACGAAAGAAAUCACCAAGAAAUGGAUCAACGACUCGUGGCACUACUGGCAAGACAUUUUAAAGUCAUCAGAAGCCAAUCACGCCGGCAUUUUCUCCUUUAAUUGCUACGUGUACUCCACGCAGAGUUACCAAGCAACUAGGAACCGUUUGAUAGAAGACUUGGUUCCUUAUUACAAAGAGAUGACUGAAGACGAACUGAGGAUCGCUGGUGGUGAACAAAAAUAUGGUUCUUGCUUCUCAACCGUGAAGAUUGGGUGCGAUAAUUAUUUGCCUUGGACCGAGAAGAGAUUGAAAAGGAACGGUGUUCGGAUAGUUCGAGAAAAAGUCGAGAGUUUUGAGUCGGUGAAGAAGAAAUACGAUUUGGUUUUUAAUUGCACUGGAUUAGGCGCUAGAUAUUUGUGUGAUGACGAAAAUGUGGUCCCUAUUCGGGGACAAAUCGCGAAGGUUAAGGCUCCUUGGUUGAAGGCAUCGUUUUACAGUGACUAUGCUGAUACUUAUAUAAUUCCUGGUAUCGACGGUGUGGCCACGCUGGGGGGUGUACGAAAUUAUGACAGCUAUAAUAAAAAGUUUAAUAAACAUGACGCAGCGGCGAUUUUGGAAAGGUGUUACACAUUACUGCCUCCUUUGAGAAAAGCGUUAGUAGUAGGUCAUAGAGUGGGUCUGAGGCCUCAUAGAGACAUUGUUCGAGUGGAACCAGAAAUUUUGGGGGAUCUCAAGGUGGUGCACUGCUACGGCCACGGGGGGUACGGGGUGACCACUGCCCCGGGCACGGCACUCCAUGCGGUGAGCAUUGGUAUGGAUUUGUUGAGAACGAAGCACAAGUUAUAAAUUAACGUUUUCCCGCCAUAAAAUUAAGAUCAAAUUAAGGAAAAAUCAAAUGUCUUCCAUAUCUAUACAUCUACGUUUAGAUAAGCGUUUUUAUGCAUUAGGCAAAGUGCCUAUAGCUACAUGUUCUAAGUUCUUGUAAAUUGAUAUAAUCUGUUGAAAAUAUACAUGUUUUGUAAUAAAAUACAUAUUGUUU